Messenger RNA from Ochotona princeps (American pika), 893 nucleotides. It is a transcript of the gene IL18BP, whose product is annotated as interleukin 18 binding protein. The transcript has 5 exons. Bases 37 to 813 code for a protein of 258 amino acids. Gene Ontology annotation, molecular function: interleukin-18 binding. The record is from RefSeq and is a predicted model, not a curated record. Gene Ontology annotation, biological process: T-helper 1 type immune response. NCBI's taxonomy places the organism in Eukaryota, Metazoa, Chordata, Mammalia, Lagomorpha, Ochotonidae.
UGACUGAGGAGUUGCCAUCUGGGACAGCUGGGCAGGAUGCGUUUGGGCCUGAGGCAGGCAGGCUGUGAACUAGACAGUAACGGGUGUGGGUGCGGGUGGCUGGGAUCUGGACGAGCUACCAAGAAUAAGUGGGAGUAUACCAUGGUCUGUCCCCUCCUUUUUCCCUCAAGAAGAGGAAGUUGUCCUGGAUAUAGAGAGCCCCACUCGCCAGCUUCUGACACAUGCGUCAUGGCUGUGAGACAGAGCUGGACAGAAGAUUCCAGGCCUUUGAGGGUCUUGCUGUUGUGCUCCCAAACCCUCACCCUCCUGGCUGCAGCUGCACCCACACCUCAGAAUGCCACAGCUAUCACUGGCUCUGCUGGGAUCUCACAGGACUCCAGACCCCCAGUGUUCCCAGUAGCUAAGCGGUGUCCAGCAAUGGAGGUGACUUGGCCAGAAGUGGAAGUGCCACUAAACGGGACGCUUGCCUUGUCUUGUGCCGCCUGCAGCCACAUCCCUGCCUUCCAUGCCCUCUACUGGCUAGGCAAUGGCUCCUUCAUCGAGCACCUCCCGGGGCCGCUGUGGGAGGGCAGUACCAGCCGGCACCACAGGCACACAGGCACCUGGCUGCAGAGGCCCCUGGUGCUGGAGGAGCUGACCCCCAUCUUGCGCAACACCAACUUCACUUGUGUGUCCGUGGACACUGAGCAGGUCGCCCUGCACCACGUCAUCCCAGCCCAGCUCUGGACAAUCCUGCCCUCGAGCCAAACCCCAGAACCACAGCUGCCCGCGACAGCAGGGUCGGGAUUCAACUCAACAAUAGCUCGACCUUGACCAGAGCCGGGCACUGCCUCUGGAGGAUGGAGCAUACUGGCUGUCGGAGCCUGUCUGCGAGCCGCUGCUCCACCCCGGCU